AAGCAAACAAUUGUUGGGUUGCAUUUGGUGUCCAUGAACUUAUGUUAUAACUUUUAUUCCGCUCGCGCUGAUCUUUAAGAGGUUUCAGAUGAAAUAUAUAUAUCAUAUCCGUGAACAAUGACUAUAUAAAUUCACUCACGCCGUAGGAAAUGCAAAGUGAGUGAAAGAUUGAUGUUGCUUCACAUGUAAAAUGUUCGGUCAAAGAUGACACUUCAUCGCCAACUGCGUUCCAAGCGCGCGCUGUUACUCAUAUUUUCUGAUCUUAUUUCGCUCCACAGAAUACCGUAUCCUCGGCAAGAAAGGGGAAGGAACCUUCUCAGAGGUUCUGAAAGUUCAGGAUAUUCGAGAUGGUACUUACUAUGCUUGCAAGAAGAUGAAACAGCGCUAUGAAAGGUAGAUUUGAUUUCUAGUCACGGCAUGACUUAGUGAGCUGCGGCUUCCCGCACGGCCUAAACAUUGUUCUCCUCUUAAGUAAGGAAAAGAAGAGCUUUUGUUGUUUUUGUUGUAAGUUUUUACUUCAAGAUGUAAUGAAAUUGUAGGAAAAGAUUAUGUAAGGUACUUACAUUCGUUUUAUCUUAUAUAUUUUCUUCUUCAGCAUUGAUCAAGUGAACAAUUUGAGAGAGAUUCAAGCUAUGAGACGCUUGAGUCCCCAUGGAAAUGUGGUUGAAUUGAAGGAGAUUAUCUUGUAAGAACAUAUUUGUAGCCCUAAACUUAUUUAACGAACUUGAUUUUCUGGGGACAGUAGUUGAAUUAUGCAAAUCUUCGAAGCACUAGCAUGUGAAACUUAAAUUUGUCGUUGAACGCUGUCACAAAGAUCUUUCAUCACCCCUGAGCUCAGGAUUGAACAUUUUAAAGCCUUUUGAGCACGAAUCGAUGUUAUUCAACAGAGUCAAAUUACUUUCCGUGAUAUAUUUUGUUAAAAAUAUAUUCGGGAUCGCAUGUAUAUUCAUUUCAAUUCUACGAACAGUGAUGUGGAAUGGUCUAAUAAGCUGUUUUUGAUCUGUUAGUGCUACGGAAAGUACAUGUUUUUAAUAGAAGAGCAGUUAAUUUACACUUCCUCGAAAUGAAAGGAACAACAAAAUUCUUUGAAUGAGAUCAUUAAAUUCACACGUAUGAUCGUGAGGUAAUUCCACCCGCCGCUCAUGUCAAAAUUUUGCAUGCUCGUUGUCAAAUGUAAUGGAUGUUAAUUGAUUUGGCGUUGGGAAUACUUCGUUUAUAAUUGGUUAGUUAAUCUCCUGCAAACAAUGUCGAGAUGAAAACUGUCAACAACAGAUUCUGUGGCGUGGGGUUUAAUUGCUUUUUAGUAUUUAUGGACCUUAAUACCUGUCUAUGUUGUUGUUGUUGUUUUUUUUUAUGAAAAAAAGAACUUUCAAUUUCAUUUUGUAUCCUCUGCUUUUGAGCGUGUUAAGAAAUGAUCACCAGUUUGUUAAAACUAUGUUAUUUGAAUACUUUAGUGACAAGAAGAAUGGAACUUUAGCCUUGAUCUGUGAGCUGAUGGAUAUGAACCUGUAUGAAAUGAUAAGAGGUAAGAGCUUUUAUGAAAGCACUUGUCAAUUAAAUUUUUAAAUUUUUUUACAUUUGUUUUUAAGAUUUGAUGGGAGAAAUUUUGAGCUUUACAAAUAUUAAAUAGUUUACAAUAUAGAUUUUUCAAAUUCUUACAUACUUAACAUUAUCAUUAAGGAAAAGAAAAAUUUAAAUAAGUACAAUUAUAAAAUAAAAUAGGAAAAUAAAAUAACAGUCCUUAUCAUAGACAACUAACUAACAUAAUUCCUUAAAAAACACCAUAUAGAUAUAGUCUUGAAAACUAUUUUUUUUAGGACGGCGACACUACUUGCCAGAAGCAAAGGUUAAAAACUAUAUGUACCAGCUUUGUAAGGCCAUUGAUCACAUGCACAGGUAAGAUUCAAGGACUGGUGAGAUUAUAUUUGGAAAAUAAACAUGCAUGUACAUCUAACUCCUAAUUAAUACCCAAAAAAAAAAUUUUUUCACUGCAUGUUUACUUUCCAUUUUUCAAGUAAUAGUGGAUCAAGUUGGCAUUUGAUGCAAGAUUUACCAAGUUUUUGUAAUUUUACCCUUAAACUCCUGAGAUCUGAUUGUUGAUUCUCCCCUUUCUAGCUGAUAUAUGUUUAUUUGUAAAUUAGUUACAAGAGUUUGUUGUUAGAUCAAGACAACAAUGCUUACCUGAUAAGUUUGAGUAUUCUUGUGACCCGUUUAGUUGUAAAUCACAUCUGGCAAUUGAAGGGUGAUACACAGACAGUGAUGAGUUGUAUGUUAAUCUUUUAUAACUGAUCCCAUUCUUUUAAUACAGAAAUGGAAUAUUUCAUAGAGAUGUUAAGCCAGAAAAUAUUUUGAUUAAGGUAACUAAGGGGUUUUUUUUAUGUUUUAGUUGUACAUGACCUUAUUAGCAUGAUUCAAGGGUAUUUUAUCUAAGUAUGUUCAACAGUUUUGAAUUACUGGUCGCUCUAACUUGGAGGAAAAAUAAAAGAAGGAAUCACUGAUAUUUUAAUUUUCUUUGAUGUCAUCUUGUUCACUUAACUUAUUGUUUCCUGUGGUAUGGUUUGCCUGAUAGAGCAUCUCUAAAAAAAUUGUCAAGGUUAUUCCAUUUCACCAAAAAGUUCCAUCAAUGAAAGUAAGCUUUUGUUGACAAUGAGAAGUAUUUCAAAUUCAUGGUUUUCUAUAAACUGUCAUAUUUCAGGAUGACGUUGUAAAAUUAGCUGACUUUGGAUCAUGUCGAAGUGUUUACUCAAAACAGCCUUACACUGAAUACAUAUCAACUAGAUGGUGAGUUGGGUACAAACACAAUAUUUGUUAGACUGCAUUUUCUGUGAUGACUUAAAAACAAGUUACUGUACAUCUACUAUUAGCUGAAGAAAAACUCUGAAGAAGAAGAAAUGUUUGAGUAAAAGCUCUGUCCGAUGAGAGUGAUAUUUUUGAUCAAGGUUUAAAUUUGUUUGGUCCAUAACUAAAAGUUAAGGCUUUGCUUCGCAUAAAAAUUUGCAGAGAAAUGUUAAAGAGAUACUGUGGCAUAUGAGACAGCCCCUCUACUCUCAAAGUGCUGUCCUCCAGCAAACUAUUAUGGUAUUCUAUUGAAGUGACAGACGUGGUUGCCUGGGGUAGACUGCGUGUCAAUUCCAGUUGAAGAAACAAGAGUCCGUCAUGUUGUAAAAAGCGCUGUAAAAAACUAGGAAAAGUAUUAUCAGUGGUGUGGGCUCCCUUUCCCAUGUGCAGAAUGAACUUUUGUGAGAAAAUCUAAGAGUUCAUGGCAGAUGUUGACUUAAAUGAAGCAUUGACAGCCCUUUUCAAAUGCUUGUUCCACCUUAUUUAUCAAUUAUUUGUUUGUUUUCAGGUAUCGUGCCCCAGAAUGUUUAUUGACAGAUGGUUACUAUACCCAUAAGAUGGACAUGUGGAGUGUUGGUUGUGUGUUCUUUGAAGUUCUAAGGUGACUUGAGCUCAAACAAAUAAUUUUAUUAACUAUUGAUUAAAUUUCUUGUGUUUUUUGUUUUAUAGAGGAAGGAACCUAUAGGUAGACAUGAUUGUCAGAAUUAUAGUGAUGUCUUGAGGAUAUGUGUACUGCUUUUAGAUAUCCAGUAUGCAAAAGUGAUUUUAAACUUAUUUGAUAUGAUUUCUUCUUUGCUAUUAAAAUAAAAGUGUACUGUGAAAUCAUUUUAACCAAAAUUAAUUAUAAUCUUAAAUAGUCACUAGUCUAAGAGUUUCCUAAUAUUUUUAAUUAACAUAAAACACAUGUUGAGGAUUUUGAAGUUUGAUUUGGCUUAUAUAUGUUCAAAGGAAACAUUUUUGUUACUUUUAUGAACUUUUCCAAAGCUGAUCUUCACAGUUAAUGAAUAAUAUGAUGUCACAUAAAUGAAGGAAUUAUUAUGAAGUAUUACAUUUAAUUUAAUAUUCAUUAUUUUGUAUUCACAGCUUACAUCCUCUGUUUCCUGGUUCUAAUGAAGUUGAUCAGAUUGCUAGAAUUCAUUCUGUCCUUGGAACACCAUCACCUAACAUACUAAAAAAGUUACAAAAGUAAGUUGAACUUAUCAAGUGAUUAUGACUUUUAACUCUUUAUACUUUAAUAUCAGUAUGUAUAUUCUCCAUACUGUUCUAUAUACAUAUCUUAAGGUGCUGACAGGGAGAAUUUGUUCAACAAUCAAGAGCUUCUGUAGUUGGUGAUCAUUCCUUUAUUGUUGUGAUCUUAAUUAAUGUGUCAUUUUGGGGCGAUAUUGUAAGGAGAAAUGAAAUACUAGUCACUCUUUAGGGUCAAAGGGUUACCAUAACUGGAUUUUUUUCAUUAGCUCACAGCAAUUUACUAAUAAGCUAAAUAAUUUUUCUCCUUUUGCCUUUCAGUAAAUCACGCAGCAUGAAUUUCAACUUUCCACCCAAAACAGGAAGUGGCAUCAGUACCUUGCUUCCACAUGAUCAUGUGUCUCAGGAUUGCAUUGAGCUCAUUGAACUCAUGUGUGCUUAUGAUCCUGAUGAUAGGUAAUUUGAAUCAACCCUUUGCACCCCAACAUCAGCAUGCAUAUUAUCCAUCCUGUUCUCUAAACAUUUCUUAAGGUGAUGAUAAGGAGAAUCUGUUUAACAAUCAAGAGAUUCUUUUGUUGGUGAUAAUUUCCUUUAUUCUCCUGGCCUUGAAGUUUGAUUUAGAGGGGAUAUUGUAAGGAAAAAUUAGAUGCUAGUCACUCUUAGGGUUUUAAUGUUACUAUGUGGCUUUAAAAUUUUUAGGGAAGGUUUAUUUUGUAGAUUGGUGAGAUUUUUUCUUUUGAAGGAAAAUUGUUUUGCAGUUGGGAUGACUGGUUAUCAGUAACUUUUGCUUAGAAAGGAUGUUUUGUGAAUUUCUGUUCAAGCAGUAGAGAAUGAAGGAGGAAGGGAAUGUGCAGAUUAUUUUCCAAGUUCUCCAACUUGUCCUACAGUGUUUCCAGCUUCUGUUUGAUACUUAUUACAAUUAUAAAUGUUCUUUUGCAAUUUUGUUCAUAGAAUAUCAGCCAAACAAGCUCUGAGGCAUCCUUACUUCAAACAACUCAGGUAUAGUUGCAACCCAAAUAAAGUCAAUUACAAAGAAAAUAAAUUAAAACUUCUGAAAAUUAAAAGAUACACAUCAUUAGGAAAUGAAUUUGUCUACUUAGCAUUUUCUCAUAUGUAGAUAGCCUUAAUAGAAAAACAAAUAUGAAUUAUGUUUUCUCUUUAAAGUAUUUUGAAGAGGUUACUCAUUUUGGGCUUCCAAAAUAUAACAGCAGGAAUUUCAGUUUGAUGGUUAUGAAAGAAAAUGUGAUGUCUAUAGAAUAAAAAUUUAAUGUCUUAUGUAGACCAAUUAGUUUCCAUUUGAUUCAACUUAACAGGGAGUUAGACAAAAGGCAAGUUGCUGCCAACACAAGGUAUUCAUCACCAUCCGAGGCUUCAGUUAUAACCAAACCACAUCGAAUGGUGAAAAAGAAGGUGAACUCCUUGUACAGUGUAUAUCUGAAUUGUGUUUACAGAAAGGCUUUCAUUUUAAGGUUGAGCUUUGCUUUUUCCUCUGUAAGGUUUUUCUAACACAUAGUUUUUUGUUAUUACCAUCAGAGAAAGCAUGUGAGAGGUCAUGCACGUUCACCAACUGAGGUAAAGUUUCACAAUUUCUGUUAGAGGCUUAAAAAGUAUAUUUAUUGACUACUGAUAUCAUACAUACAGAGAGCAUAGUGUGCAAAAUGUCAGGAGAUAGCAUUUCGACUGUCAAAGAUGAAAAGCUUGAUGCGGAGAUUUACUUCAGGGGUAACAUCUCCAUGUAUAACAGUCAGUGGAAUGAACAGCAAACAUCCUCCUUUCUCCGGAAGAUCAUAAACUUUCCAAUCAUUAUAUGUGUUCUUAAAACAAGGAAGGAUAAAAAAAUUGAGCAUUCUAGUGAAAAGCAUGGGACUAAGAGAAAACUAUGAAUUUUACCAUGUUGUGAUAGUAAAAUCAGUUCCAUGCCUUCAUUAAUGUAAUAUUUUUUUCUUUGUUACAGUCUAUUCUUCCAAAAGACGAUGGUUUUGGCCUAACAGGGGGAAUAGUUGCUCAUCAACAGCCGUCAUUACCAUCUUUAGGUGUAGGCUUCAAGACCAAUACGUAUGGCACAACUUUACCCAAGAUACCAGUUGCAACUACCACACAUACAACAACUUUCCCAACAUCAUUUCCUUCAAUUAUCCAUCAAGAAAAAAAUAAAGUCAAGGUGAUUAUUUUUAUUAAUGGUAACUAAUUAUAAUUAUUGACAAAAUUGAAGAAACAGGUAAAUACUCUUGUAAUAAUUCUCUGAGAUGGACAGCAGAGAAUUUAGAAAAACUUUACUCUCAAUUUAAGCUGUCGUAUUUGUUUGGCUGUGUGGUUAUUAGAGACAAACAAGGAAAAGAGCGAUUUAGGAUGCAUGUUAUGACUAAGAUUAAUGGAAGGUUACAAGUAUAUUAUUUUACUAAAAUUUUUGAACACUGUGAUAGAGCAUACAAUACCACAGACCUGGAUAAACCACUGUCGAGUUGUUAAUUUUAUCAUGAUAAAUGUUGCUCAGUAUGUAUUGUGGUUUUUUUUUUUUUCCAGAAUCAAACAAGCCAGAAGUUUGGACAUUACACCUUACCAGCAAUUGAUAACUCAAAACGAAGUGGUGCGCAUGGCUUUUGAAGGAACAUUUGGUUUUGGCAGAGAGAUUACAAAGUCUGAGAACUAUUAUAGGUUGUGCACAUGUAUGACGGUAUUGUAAAUAAUGAAGGAUUGCCUACUAGCGUCAGUUUGUUUGCAUCUUGGCCUUGCUUAAGCAAGGCUGGUGUCUCUCAGAGAUCAUCAAGGAGCCUUAAAGGAGGAUGUGCAUUCCUUUUCCUUUUUUCUAAAUAAUCAAACUGCUCUUUUCAAAAAUGUCAACAAAAACCCCGUCAAAAGGAAAUCAACUUAAUCAAGGUUUAAACAACAAGAGGACUCUCCUAUCCUAUUAUAGAACUUAUUUUUAAUUAUUUGUGAUAUUGAGGACAGGUCCUUAGUUUCCUGCCAUCUUUAUGAACAUCUACAUAUAUGUACUUGUUCAAUGUCAUCUUGUUAUUUAAGAUAUUUUAGUUAGACAAAGAAAUGCAAGGUAUCCUAUAAAUAAUGUACAGAAAAUAUUUUUAUGAAUGAGAAAGUAUUUUUUACAUGUUCAAACAUUGUUACAUGUAGGUGAUGAUUUUAAGUAGAAUUUGAUUUUGGAAAAAAAAUUAUUUAGCUGCCAGCCCAACAGCUUUGAUUUCACAUUUAUAAAAAUGUGGAGGAUACCUGAGAUUCUGUUUUUAAAAAGUUGAUAUAUUUUAACAAUAUACAUUGUCAGCCAUGUCUAGAAAGUCUGCCCUUUUUAAUUCAUUUGGUGUUGCAACUCCAGAUAUUCAUGGAAUGUUUCUUUAGUUAUUCUUGAUUGAAGACACAUUCUUGGAACAAAAAAAAGAACACAAACUUUAAACAAUGGCUCACAAACUUUGGAAUAAUGGGAAUGGAGAUUGCUGAUUACAGAUAAGG
This is a messenger RNA of Pocillopora meandrina, 7485 nucleotides long. NCBI's taxonomy places the organism in Eukaryota, Metazoa, Cnidaria, Anthozoa, Scleractinia, Pocilloporidae. The record is from the annotation of a GenBank genome assembly.